UUUAAAAAAAGAAAGAAAAACAAAUAGAGCAGCCAAUGAGCAACCGCCAGUGUGAGAGUAAACAGAACCUUCCUUUUCCCCAACCUUAACCCUGUGAUGCCCGCUCCUCCUCCACACAUAGAGAAGACGAAAUUGGGUUCUCAUCCGGAAAACUUGGAAGUAUAAAAGCCUGAUUUUUCUAAGCGACGAUGUAGAAUUUGUUGUAAGAGUUGGUCUCAAAUGGACUGAAUAACUCUAUUUUAUAGAGACUCUUAUUUGGGUAACUUUCUGGAGUUAACAGCAACAGGAGGGAGCAACUGUGUACAUGGAAAAGAGGCCAGAUAAAAAGGCUAAACAGAUUGAAUCUAUGGAUGAAAAGGAAAGAGAUGUGCUGCUUUGUGGUUUAGAGAUAGAAGGCUCAUCAAAUCACAAAACAUGGAUUCCCUUUGACCUUCUCUUCAAAAUAUUUCUUCUACUCCCGGCCGAUACACUGUGCAGGGUAAGCUUUGUCUGCAAAACGCUGUUUAACAUGAUCACAAGUCCAAACUUCAUUGAAGCUCACCUUCGUCGCUCUGAGACUGUUCUUCUCACUUUAAUCUCAAAUUACGAGAACCACAACAAAUCUUUGCCUUUUGCACCAUAACCCCAUUCUCAAAGUAUUGUACACUUUUUCCAACUCUGGGAAUUGCAUAGCGGGAAAAGUAGCAAAAUUCCUGUUCAGAACUUGGCCAUAAUAGACUCAGUUUUAGCAUCCUGCGAUGGACUAGUAUUGGCCAAAAUGAAAACGACAAGAGGACUAGUAGUAGUCAACCCAAGCAGUAGGAAGCACUUACGAUUUCCCCUGGGAACGGCCGGUUUCAGCCCAGAGUCAUUUGGGUUAAUGCGUCGGGGACAUAUGGGUGAGUAUAAAGUGGUACACUUAUUUCGCGACAAAUACCUCCACGCCAGAUGUGAGAUUCUAAGCCUAUCUACAAGGUCAUGGCAUGCGGUAGAUGGACCACCUCUAACCGUCCAACAACACAUCAUUCUUCACCUGCCUGUUUCAGCUACUGGAGCAAUGUAUUGGCUACCUGGAAGAGCUCACUGCACUCAUAUCGUCUCUCUGGGAUAUGAUGACGAAAGGUUCCUCAUCAUACCGUUGCCAAUCAUCAGCACCAAGAAUGACCGUUUAGUUGAGGUGGGUGGUGGGUUAUUGAGCUUUGUCACUCAUGCUACGAUGCACUUGAUCCAGGUAUGGAUUUUGAGGAGGAGGGAUGGUGGUGACGUAGAGGGCUACUGGAUAAAACGUUAUAGUAUAAACAGGAAUUAUGAUGUUACGGGAAUGGUUCCGAUUUGCACUUCGGGCCGUGAGAUGGUCUUCAGCAGACAGAGGAAAAACCUGUUGCAUGUUUGUGAUCUGGAAAGUGAUGAGAUGAAGGAGGUCACUCUUCACACCGAGAAGAUGAAUGGGGCUGCUGAUAAGCAAAAUGAGAUUGCUGAUGACCAAGAUGAGAUUGCUGAUGAGCAAGAUGAGAUUGCUAAUGAGCAAGAUGAGAUUGCUGAUGAGCAAGAUGAGAUUGACGGCAUAAACCCUGAAGUGGAUAGUGUCAGCGAAUUUACGUCUUACAUUCCUCAUGUCAACUCCCUUGUAUCGCUCUGAACUCGAUAUCAUCAUCAUCAUCAGUAGGAGACAUGUUAUUGUGUUACUUAUGAAUCCUCUUCUAUGGCUGCGGUAAUUUAGAAUGCUUACGGCACUAGUGUUCCAAAAGAGCUUUUUGCCUACUUGCAUUCUAUUUUGAUGUUAAAACAGUUGAUUAAAGAACUUUCAACUAAAAAACAGAAAAAGGAUAAGUGGCAUCUGUAUCUAUAAUAAUUAUGUAAUUCAACAAUUUCAUAAAAUGCAUUGUGGCGGCUACCUUCGUCUGGUUUGCUAAUCAUUACACAUGGACACAGUUUUGGUCCAGAGCCACCUGGUCCAGAAUCGGAUCAGAACUUGCGCCUGUCCACCCAAACUUAUCAUAGUUGAUUCCUUUUGUAGUUUGUUGUAAGCCGUGCAAUCUGAGUUCAUUUGAGAUAUGCUAAUUGUGCACAAGUUACACCAUCCUUGCGAAUUCCCAUGGUGGUAAAUGCUCAUUCAUGAGAGUGGUCAAUAAGUAAUUAACAGGGAGUAUUUGCACCUA
Messenger RNA from Cuscuta epithymum, 2138 nucleotides. The record is from the annotation of a GenBank genome assembly. Lineage: Eukaryota; Viridiplantae; Streptophyta; Magnoliopsida; Solanales; Convolvulaceae.